Messenger RNA from Chelmon rostratus (copperband butterflyfish), 1322 nucleotides. RefSeq names its product chromosome 3 C19orf53 homolog (gene c3h19orf53). NCBI's taxonomy places the organism in Eukaryota, Metazoa, Chordata, Actinopteri, Chaetodontiformes, Chaetodontidae. Bases 12 to 305 code for a protein of 97 amino acids. The record is from RefSeq and is a predicted model, not a curated record. The transcript is spliced from 3 exons.
CGGUUAGCAAAAUGGCUCAAGGCUCACAGAAGUUUAAAGCUCAGCGGCCAGGAGCCUCUAAGAAACAGCAACAAAACAAACAGAAAGGACCAAAGAAAGGAGGGAGGAUCAUUGCACCUAAGAAGGCUCAAGUGGUUCAGCAACAGAAGCUGAAAAAGGGUUUAGAGGUUGCCAUCAGGAACAAGAUUGAGCAGGAGGUGACCCAGAAGGCAAGCUCGUCCCUCCACAAGCCACUGAGUGUGCUUAAAGGGUCUGAAGGUAAAGGCAACCCAGGAGCAGCCCGUCCAGGAACCAGCACCAAAUAGGACCUGAUACACAAUUGCACACCUGCAGACCUGAGGCUGUGCUAAACUUAUGGACUUGGGAUCACUGAAUGACACUGACCCCAUGAUUCAGAAUUAAGAUUUAUGCCAGCUGUCCUGUUGUUUUUGAAUUGUGAAUGUUUCAGCUGAAUUCAGACAUGUAGAAAAGUCAAAUAGUCCUUCUUGAACAGAUACCAAUCAAUAGUUUUUCAGUUUACAAAGAAGUGAAUGAAAUAAGAACAUGCAUCACUGGGCCAUACAAAUUUCAUAAACUUCCACUAGGGGGCACCAGAGGACUUCAUUGACUUAUAUUUGUUUGCUUCUUUUUUCUCAUCAAAAGUCAUGAUUAGACAAGAAACCAUACUUUCACUUGCCCUUUAGAUCGCACCACCCUAAAAGCAGUUUUCAUUCUAUCACAUAAUUAUGUGACUGUACAGAAAACAAAACAAGGAAAAGUGAGAGGAAAAAGUGGCUCGACAUAAUGUUUGUUGAUAAAAUAUAAGAAUCAAAGAUAGAAACUAAAGGUCUCUAUAAAUUCCUUCACAUUUGCUAGCUAUUUUGUUGUCAGUUUGAAUGCAAAGUCUAAGUCAUGAGCCCAUAUGUUUCAGUGAGCUCAAACUGCUGGUGUAUCUGGAGCAGUUACAUGGGCAGCCCACUGCUCCCACCGGCCGCCUCUGUGUUGAAUCAGUGACAAAGAGGGACAACUAGUGCUUGUUUACACUUUGGGAUUCAGUAACAUUAUUUUGAGAGUAGAUUAAUAUUUACAGAAUUUUUUUAAAGAGUACUCAGUGAUAUUAUACAGUCGAAUGUCGUUGUCAGACUCCUGGUGCAAAGUUUAAAAAGGCUCAGAACAAAUGCAAUACAACCACAGAUAAUGAAUGUUGUAUUUCAUUGUUCUUUUCCAAACCUGGCGCCUACAUUAACCACAAUGCACCUCAACUGCUGACUGGUCAAUCAGAGAUUCAGGUGUAUCAUGCUAAAAGUGGCUAACGUAGUCACAGCAACUCCACACCCCCAGGU